AUGUCGCUCUCUAGACCAACUAACUCUGGAACUUCUUUGUCCAAGUUAAAAUUUACUCUUCCUAAAGCCUACGGGUAUCUUACGAUUGUGCAAGCGGGUUCAGCAAUUGUAUUUACAAGCUUUCUAGUAACUCAUUUAAGUGCAACUGCUUUAGCCAAUAUUGGAGGAAUUGAACUUACUAAUAAAGCAAUCAUUUUGGGAAGAGUUUAUUAUCAAAAUAAAUUUUUAGAACCAAUAGUUGUAGUUGCAGCACUUUGGAGUCAUAUAGUUUCAUCGGCGGCCAAACGAGGAAUUAGAUUAUACUGGAAAUCCAAGAAACAAGAUGAACGUAAAUUAACUGGUGAAGUUCAUGAAAAAGUUGAAAAGAUUGUUACAGAUGAGAAAAAUGAACAAGGAGUAGUUAUGCGUCAAAAAAUUACUACUAAAAUCACCACCACCAUUACCGAAUCUUAUGUUUCAAGAGCAAUGAAUAGCUUAUUUCCUUAUCAUCACGCAGUAGGAUAUCUUUUGAUUCCAUUUGCCCUUUUUCAUUCAACAAUUUCUCGUGUUCUUCCAAGAAAACAUUUUGGAGAUUCGUCUUUGAUCAAUGCUACUUAUGUAACCCUUGCACUUCGUAAAUGGCCAAAAACAUCAUAUUUUAUUUUUUCAGCAUUGAUUGGAUUGACUGCAUACCAUGUCACUAGUGGAUUACCGUCUGUUGUGAAAGUUAUCAAAGGAGCAAUUUUUAAAAGUUCGACAGCUGAUAAAUCUCUACCACCAAUAUCAAAAAAUAUACAAAAAUAUAUUAGAACUGGAGCAAUUGUUUCAACAAUUGGACUAUUAGGAACCGGAUUACUUGUAAUUGGUGGAAAAAUAGGAAGGGAUCCUAGAAUUCCAUUACGUUCUGAAUAUUUGAAAGUUUAUGGUCUUGUAUAUCCACAGAGCUGGGUUAGAUAUUAA
Entrophospora sp. SA101 is the source of this 939-nucleotide messenger RNA. The record is from the annotation of a GenBank genome assembly. NCBI's taxonomy places the organism in Eukaryota, Fungi, Glomeromycota, Glomeromycetes, Entrophosporales, Entrophosporaceae.